GCAGCGCCGUGGGGACCAUGCAGGGCAACGGGCAGCAAGCGGCGGCGAAGGGCCGGGAGGGUCACCGCGGCGGCAGCACCGAGGCGGCUGACGGCGGGCUGCAGGCUGCGGCCGUGCCCAUGCUCCCGGCCAUGGAGGUGGCCGAGGAGCCGGACAAAGCUCCAGGCGCAAAGAGCAAGGAUCCCAACACCUACAAAGUGCUCUCCCUGGUGCUCUGUGUCUGCAUGUUAACCACGAUCCUGGGGUGCAUCUUUGGCCUGAAGCCCAGCUGCUCCAAAGAUGUGAGAACCUGCAAGGGGCGCUGCUUUGAGAGGACCUUCGGAAGCUGCCGCUGUGACAGAGACUGUGUCAAGCUGGGCAACUGCUGCUUGGAUUACCAGGAAACCUGUAUCCAGCCGGCCCACAUAUGGACCUGCAACAAAUUCAGGUGUGGAGAGAAGAGGCGACCCGAGUAUCACUGCUCCUGCUCAGAUGACUGUGUGGAAAACCAGGACUGCUGUGUCAAUUAUCAGAGUGUUUGCAAAGGAGAGGCAAGCUGGCUUGAAGAAGAGUGUGAGGACAUUGCUGAAGCCCAGUGUCCAAAGGGCUUCACCAAGUCUCCAGUGCUGCUCUUCUCCUUGGAUGGCUUCAGAGCAGAGUAUUUGCAGACCUGGGGCAGACUUCUGCCCGUCCUGAGCAAGCUCCAGGAGUGUGGGACAUACACCUCCAGCAUGAGACCAGUCUACCCUUCCAAGACCUUCCCCAACCAUUACUCCAUUGUCACAGGGCUGUAUCCUGAAUCUCAUGGUAUCAUUGAUAACAAGAUGUAUGACCCCAAGAGGAAUGCAUCUUUCACCCUUAGAAGUGAAGAGAAGUUCAACCCUCAGUGGUACCAAGGACAGCCUAUCUGGCUCACUGCUAUGUACCAGGGGCUGCGGGCAGCCACCUUCUUCUGGCCGGGCUCGGACGUCGCCGUCAACGGCAGCUUCCCCAGCCUCUACGAGAUCUACAAUGGCUCCAUCCCCUUUGAAGAAAGAGUGGUGACUGUCCUGCGCUGGCUGCAGCUGCCCGAGGAGGAAAGACCACACUUUUACACUCUGUAUUUAGAAGAACCAGAUUCCUCAGGCCAUCAGUUUGGACCAAUAAGCAGUGGGGUCAUUUUGGCACUACAGAGAGUGGACAGCAUUGUAGGGAUGCUGAUGGAUGGCCUCAAGCAGCUGAACCUCCAUAAAUGCCUCAACAUCAUCUUGAUAUCAGACCAUGGGAUGGAGGCAGGGAGCUGCAGGAGAACAGCCUAUCUGGAGAGCUACCUGGAUGAUGUUGAAGACUUCCUAGUGGUGCCUGGGCCUGCAGCUCGCCUGAGGCCUAACAAUGUUCCAGAUGAGUAUUUCUCUUUUAAUUAUGAAGGCAUUGUCAGGAACCUCACAUGCAGAGACCCAAAGCAGCCUUUCAAAGCCUACAUGAAGCAGCUGCUGCCCAAGAGGUUCCACUAUUCCCACAACGACCGCAUUGAGCCCCUGCACUUCUACCUGGACUCCCAGUGGCAGCUUGCUAGGAAGCCAGCUGAGAUCAAGAGGUGCACAGGUGGAUUCCAUGGCUCAGACAAUCGCCUCCCCAGCAUGCAGGCUAUCUUCAUUGGCUUUGGACCAGGGUUCAAGUCUCGUACUCAGGUGGAGCCAUUUGAGAACAUUGAAGUGUACAAUUUAAUGUGUGAUCUGCUUGAUUUGAAACCAGCCCCAAACAAUGGAACCCAUGGACGCCUGAACCAUCUGCUGAGGGAUCCUGUGUACAUCCCCCACCACCCCAAGGAGAGAAGCCACCCUUCUGAGUGCCCUGUGGUGGGACACAGAGCCUUCUCAGUCAGCCCUGGCUGCUCCUGCAGGGCCAGGGGGUUGCCAGUGCAGGAUUUCCCUCAGCGUUUGGAUCUCAGCCAGGCAGAAGCUGAGAGUGCAGGGCAGCUGUCUGUGCCCUACGGCCGGCCCCGGGUGCUGCAGCCAGGGCUCAGCUACUGCCUGCUCCACCAUCCCCGCUACCUGAGUGCCUACAGCCAGGACUACAGCAUGGCUCUCUGGACUGCAUACACCAUCCACCAGCAGGACCAGUGGCUCCCUGCUGCAGAGGAUGCCUCCAGCUGCUUGCACAGGGAUGCUCGAGUUCCUCUCAACCACAGCCAGAGCUGUUUGUUCUACCGCAGCCAUCCUGCCCUCACUUACGGAUUCCUUGCUCCUCCAAACUGGAUGGCAGAGGGACAGAGGCCUCACCACGAUGCCCUGCUCAGCACCAACGUUGUGCCCAUGUAUCCUGCAUUUAAAGUCCUCUGGAACUACUUCCACCAGCAGCUGCUGCCAGAGUAUGCUGCAGCCAGGAGCGGAGUCAACGUGGUCAGUGGGCCUGUGUUUGACUAUGAUGCUGAUGGGCUCUGUGAUAGCCCAGAAAAGGUGAAAAGGCACCCCAGGAAUUCAGAAGUUCCAAUUCCAACUCACUUCUUCAUUGUACUGACCAGCUGUAAAAACACCUCUGAAACUCCUCUGGGCUGUGGGGGCUCUCUGGAUGCCUUGUCCUUUGUUGUACCUCACAGAGAAGACAACAGUGAAAGCUGUGCGGCUGGCAGGGCUGAGGCCACGUGGGUUGAAGAGAGAAUGAAGUUCCACACAGCUCGGGUCAGAGACGUGGAGCUGCUCACUGGACUCAGUUUCUACCAGGACAGGAAGCAGCCAGUGGCUGAGAUUUUGCAGUUGAAAACAUACUUACCCUCUGCUGAAGUGAACUGAGUCCUCCCCAGGGGGUGCUG
This is a messenger RNA of Dryobates pubescens (Downy woodpecker), 2770 nucleotides long. RefSeq names its product ectonucleotide pyrophosphatase/phosphodiesterase family member 1. NCBI's taxonomy places the organism in Eukaryota, Metazoa, Chordata, Aves, Piciformes, Picidae. Gene Ontology annotation, biological process: ATP metabolic process; inorganic diphosphate transport; regulation of bone mineralization. The transcript has 25 exons. Gene Ontology annotation, molecular function: nucleic acid binding; metal ion binding; dinucleotide phosphatase activity. Gene Ontology annotation, cellular component: cell surface. The record is from RefSeq and is a predicted model, not a curated record. The coding region runs from base 18 to 2750 and encodes 910 amino acids.